Sphenostylis stenocarpa is the source of this 510-nucleotide messenger RNA. Lineage: Eukaryota; Viridiplantae; Streptophyta; Magnoliopsida; Fabales; Fabaceae. The record is from the annotation of a GenBank genome assembly.
AUGACUAGGGCUUGGGUGGUGUACGACGACUGGGUUGUAGAUUUGAGGGUGGAGGUGGCGCGAGCCCCGCUGGCAGAAGUUGGCUGGGGUGAUUCGAGGUCGGUUGGGGUCACCACGGUGGUGGCCAGGGAGGCGGUGAUGGGCCGCGGCGACGCUGAAGCGGCAGUGACUGGGUGUAGCUUGGGUCAACGGAGGAUGAUUAAGGUGGAGAAGGGAAGGAGACGUGAGGCUGUGGCUGGUUUUGGGACCGUAGAUGGUGGUGGGGUGGAGAAGGGAAGGAAAAGGAGAUCGCCCGUGGAAGGGACUAACCGUCAAUCCGAACUGCUUGAAAAUGGAUGUAUAGAUCGCCCGUGGAAGGGAUUGACUUCAAUCCGAACUAUUUGGAAAAGGAUGUAUAGAUCACCCGUGGAAGGGACUAAUCGUCAAUCCGAAAUAUUUGAAAAUGGAUGUAUAGAUCGCUCGUGGAAGGGACUGACUGUCAAUCCGAACUGUUUGGAAAUGGAUGUAUAG